Miscanthus lutarioriparius is the source of this 549-nucleotide messenger RNA. The record is from the annotation of a GenBank genome assembly. Lineage: Eukaryota; Viridiplantae; Streptophyta; Magnoliopsida; Poales; Poaceae.
AUGGCGUCUCCUGGCUCCGACGAUGGUGUCUCCGGCGGCGGCGAUGGUGUCUCCGCCGCCGCUGCCGUCGUCUGCUGCAUGUGUGGCGACCAUGGCCUGCCGCGCGAUCUGUUCCGGUGCAACCUCUGCCGCCUUCGUACACAGCACAGAUACUGCAGCGACCUGUACCCGAGCGUGGCGGGGCCGUACCGGAGCUGCAACUGGUGCCUCAAGCAGGGCGGCGCCGCCCGAGGGGGCGACUCACCGUCACCGGUCAAGGCGCUGGCGGCGGCGGGGGCAGGGACCAAACGGAGGAUCAACGAUUCUCGUGGCGACGACGACCGCGAUAAUGAUGAGAGCGCCUGCUAUGGAUGCUCCAGGUCAGCGUUCUCGGCGGACCCCGGGAAGCCGAUCAAGAAGCCUAAGAAGGGCCAUGAAAGAGGGGUGCGGCGGCCGGAGCCGGUGGUCACGAUGGUGUCUAAGAAAAAACGAAGGGAGGUGCAGCCUGGCAAGCCACGGUUCAAGGUGAAGGUGCGGCGGUACAAGCUCCUCGCGGAGGUGAUCUGCUAG